Molecule: messenger RNA, 10004 nt
Organism: Nezara viridula (southern green stink bug)
Lineage: Eukaryota; Metazoa; Arthropoda; Insecta; Hemiptera; Pentatomidae
Source: the annotation of a GenBank genome assembly
CAAACAGUUGCUCGAGUUUCUAUUUUGUAAUUAUUGGAAGACAUUCAUUAAAAUUACUGAUUUUUUAUAUAUUUAUGUUUCCUUUUCUUUUGGGUCAUCAUUAUAAAACAUAUUUCAUCAUGAUUUAGCAAACGUUUUAAUUAGCUUAUGUCUAUAGAUGUUUUGUGUUCUAGUAGUCAAUGAUUUUGUAGUAAGCUGAAAAAAAACAAAACAAAUCCAUAACUUAUGGUAGCCUGGCAUUUCGUUUUUUGAGAAUGACGAUUGCAUCACAUUAUGCUGGAUGGUUAACAUUAACAGUUUGGAGAAAAAAAACUACUCUUCUAAUAGUUGCAUUGUUAAUAAUUUUAGCUAUAUUCGGUAUCCAUUAUAAUUCAGGAAGUGAAAUCUCAGAAUCUCAAGAUGAUAGUGAAAUUGCUAGAGUGACUAAUAUGCAAGACAAAAGGAGUCUUUUAGGUGGCAGUUCUGUACAGUUUAUCAAAAGUGCUUCACUUGCCACUGUUUCUUCAUUGAACAAUAUAGUUAUAGAUGACACCCCUUCUCGUGAAGAUAUUAUGAAACAGAGGGGUAUGGUUGAUGAUAAUGGAAUGAAUGAAGUUCAUAUUUUUUCUAAAACUCCAUAUAUACCGAAAGCAAGAUUAUUGCAUUUAGAUUUGAAGGGGGCUCCACCAAAAGUUUCCUAUAUUAAAAAGAUUUUUCAUCUCUCAAAGUCUCUUGGAGCUACUGGAGUUUUAUUGGAAUGGGAAGAUAUGUUUCCUUGGUCUGGUUCUCUGAGUGUUCUAGCUGCAGCAAAUGCAUAUACUAAAAAUGAAGUCAAUGAAAUUUUACUUGCUGCUAAAGAGAAUGAUUUAGAAGUUAUUCCUCUUAUCCAAACAUUUGGACAUGUUGAAUUUGCUUUAAAACAUGACCAUUUCAGUCAUCUGAGGGAAGUACCCGAUUCUGCUCAAGCUCUCUGCCCUUCUCUUAAUGCAUCUAUUGAGUUUGUUCAACAUAUGAUAGAACAGGUUAUGGAAAUACACAAUGAAUCAAAGUACCUUCAUAUAGGCUGUGAUGAAGUCUUUCAGAUGGGAGAGUGUUCUAAGUGUAGAUUACAGUCCAGAGAAAACCUUUUUCUUGGCCAUGUCUCUAAAAUUGCUACAAUUGUUAAAACAUUGUAUAAAAAUGUAAUCCCCAUCAUUUGGGAUGAUAUGUUGAGGCAUUUAGCUCUAAGUAAUUUAGAACAAUAUCAUAUUGGUGAUCUAGUUGAGCCUAUGGUAUGGGUUUAUGCUGAAGAUGUGUAUCGUUUUGUUCAGUAUUCAGUUUGGGACAAGUACGCUGCUGUUUUUCCCAGGGUUUGGGCAGCUAGUGCCUUUAAAGGAGCAUUUGGUGAAACUUUAUAUGUUCCCAAUGUUAAAAGACAUCUAGAAAAUAAUCUAAGAUGGCUUGAAGUUAUGAAUAAUGAAGGACUAAAAUUCAAAAAUGGUUUUCAAGGAAUAGUUAUUACUGGCUGGCAAAGAUAUGAUCAUUUUUCUGUUCUUUGUGAGCUACUACCUGCAGCAAUACCUUCAUUAGCUGUUACUAUGGUCGCUACAACUCAUGGUUAUUUGAACUCAUCUAUAAGAACUAAGCUAAAUACAUAUCUUGGUUGUGGUGUAUUUGGACCUACUUCAUUUUUCAAUCUUAAUACCGACCCAUUUUUGUGGGAUUCUUAUUCUAGAUGUACAUUUCCAGGUCAUGCUUUUUUUAAACUCACGUAUAGGUUCAACAAUGCUGAAAAAGAAGCUAAAGAAUUAAUAGAAAUGAUACGUAAACAAAAAGGUUGGAUGACAGAGUAUAAUGUCAGGCACAAUUUUUCCACCCCACUUCGCAUUGAAGAAUUAAUGCAGGAACAUUCGAGAAUUUAUCAUACAAUGACAUCUCUUAGUAGAGUUGCUAGGGAAUCAUUGUCUGAUAUUUUUGAUUUUUAUACUAUUGGGGAAUGGGUUGAACAAAAUAUUUAUCCAUAUGUAUUGGAUUUAGAAGAAAUUCAAAGGGAUGCUUUAGCCCUGAAAGCUAGGCAUGUUUGGCCGAAAAGACCUUUUCCUGUUUUAAAAGAUUUACAAAAGCUAGGUAUUCAGACUUCUGAAGAAAGUGCAGAUGAUACAAUACCUCCUGGCUGAAUCUUUUGCAUUAAAUUUUAUGUUAAUGUUGCUUAAGAUUGAUUAAACUGUUGUGAUAGAACUGUUGCUUAUGAUUGAUUAAACUAAUGUGAUAAUGAUCUCUGUUUAUGCUUUGAACUGAGGUUCCAUGUACCUAGAUGUUUAUUAUCAAUAUAAUUACAUCUUUGUAUAAUAUUUUUUAUCUAACCCAUAAAAGUUAUGUGUAUAGAAGUUCUGUACUACGGAUAUGGGAUCAUAUGAACACAAUCAAAAUAAACAAUAUGUAAUUUAUAUAAUUAUACUUAUAGGCUAUUGAGUAUUAUAUUUUUUCUCUUUACAUUUCAGUUAUGAAUAAAUCUUGAUAAAUUAUAGAUUUUAUUCAAUGUUAAUUAAUUAUAGCUUUGAUAAUUAUUUUAUUAUUAUCACUUCUUUUAAAUAUACUUUAAGGAAUAUGAGAAGAACUAUGCUAAAUUAAAAUAAAUAGUUCAUACAUUUUUUAUUGUAUUUGCUAAGGAAAAAUAACUUAGUCAUACAUUGAAAUCACUUAUUUUAAAGAUUCCCAGUAUUGGUUUUCAUUAUUUAUUUAUGAACUGUUAAUUUAAGAUAUUUUUAAAUUGCUAACUGGGAGAUAAAGUGGUUCAGCCUGCUUUUUAAAGGGCAAGUCUAAUUUUAUUCAUUGUUUAAGUGAGAGUAAAUGUUACUCUUACAUUUUCUUUCUUUUAUAAAUUAUUAUCUAUGUUUUCUUUAUUUAUUUUUAAAAUUUUACUACAUGAAUUAGCAAUAGCAAUUAACAGUGUAUUAUCUAUUAUUUAUUAUAUACAGGGAGUCCCGUAAGUAGAGGGGAAUUUUUAUAGAAAUGAUAGCCGACCUCAAGUGCUACAAUAAUGUUUUUACGAACAAUGGGCCAAUUUUCAGCAUAAAAGUAGAAAAUCCAUGUUUUGUGUUUUUUUUAGUAGUCGUAUUUUUUGUUGAAUAGGGAGCGAUAACUAUUAUGAUUAUCCAACUAUACUACAGGUAACCCAAUUUUGGAAAACUUCUUCGGUUAAUAAGCUUUAUUUAUUUAUGUAUUAAUUGAGUUGAGAUUUAUUGGAGAAAAAUUUGAGAUUCACCUCAAGUUUUGUAAGAAAUGAUAUGUGAUGUUUUAUCCUGCCAAGUAAAAGUACCCCUGUUUUCAGCAAAAAUGACUACAAUUAAUUGUUGCAAACCUAUUAUUUCUAAUUUUUCCAUGAUCUCGGAUAUUUUAUAGUAAACUUGAUUGCCUAAAUACACUUUUGAUUUAUAAAUAUUAAAAAAUUUAAAAUAAUGGUUUUUCAAAAAAAUGUCUGGUAAAGUGUUUAUGAAACUGUGUUUUUCAUUCAGAUUUGUAUUGUAGAAAUUGAUCCAUAUUAAUAAGGGACAAUCAAAAUGUUUCUGAUUCUAAUAUUAAUGUUUUCAUGAAAAUAAUUAAUGUUUUAAUAAUAAAUAAUAAGCAAUCAGCAGGUUUCUUUCGUUUAAACCUGUGUGUGUGUGUGUGUGUGUGUGCGUGUGCGUGUGCGUGCGUGUGUGUGUUUGUGUGUGAGAGCAAGCGUGUGAACAGUCUACCUCCAAAAAAGAAAAGCUGUACAAAACUGAAAGUGCAUAUUUAAGUUAAUUAUAUGCCUGGAAUGUUGACUAACUGAAAGUACCACUUUAUAUCAUCGAUUUUACAAUUUUCUAUAAAACGGCUCCAACGAUUUUGAUUGAACUCAAUGUAUCAAUAUAUAAUUAAGUAAUAUUUAAUAUCAUUUAGAUUUAUCACCAUGGAUGUUGCUUAACAGGGCCUUAGUACCCAAUGUUCAAAAUUUCUUCCUCUAAAGUACCUUUAAUUUGGUUUAUUUUAAAUAAUUAAUUAUAUUCCAUUGUUUGCAGUAAUUAAAAAAGGCUAAAUGUAACUUUCGAAAGAAUUUGAUAAUUAAAUAAAGGAGAAAAAAAAGAAAAAUGCUUAUUUAGCUCUAAAUAAAUGAAUCUACGGAUAUAAUAGCCAAAGGGAUAUGUAUAAUUGGAAAGCGGAGAGUUUCAGAAAGAAAAAAAACAAUAUCUAAUUAAGAUAGUCGUAGAAGGUAACAGAGAGUGACAAAAAAAAAGAAAUAUAAGAGAAAAGAACAAUAAAUUGCACUACUGCUCAUCUGUGUUGAGUUGCUAAAUCACUCAGCAUACUAAUCAGUCAAAAUUGAUACAAUUUAACAAAAGAGAACACAUAGGAUAAAGUAUUACGGGACCAUUAUCCAACAUAACGAAUAUUAUAAUUCAUUCAUUCACUGUUACAACUUUUUUUUUAAAUUUUCUUCCAUCUCUUUUUUGUCCGCUGACUCCACUACAAAACACCCAGAAUUAAUACAGAUGGUGGUGUAGGAUUCCCAAUAAUGUCUAAAAUAAAGAGUUCUCCAUACUCAGCAGGUGGUUCCUUUCAACAUCUAGUUCUUCCAAAAAAUCAGCAGUUAAAGGCAGAAUUGCUCCUCUACUCCUUAGAACCAUAGUCCCCGAGCCGAAUAUUAUCUCUAACCAAAUUCCUCUUUAUAUUUCUCUAUCAGGUACAGUAUGCAUUUUCCAUAGAUUUCCUCCUUUUUUUUUUUUGUACUUUGAGAUCCUGAUCCUCAUCGUUUUUUUCAAAUCUAAUAGUAGGAUCAGCUGUCAGAGCUUCUUUUCCUUUCGCAUUAAAGGUCAAGAUAUCUACAAAUCUCGCUGAGCCUUCCGUAUCCAGGCAAUACACUACUAGGAAGCAUCUAGACUUUUUCUUCUCCAGGAAUUCGGCAAUUUCUGACAAGGAAUAUGUUAUUCGGACAUUCGCUCAAUACAUGAGCUGGGGUUUCUGACUCUCGUCCACAUUUGCGGCAGAGGGGUCCAACAUCCCCAUUCGCCUGGCUGAUUUUGUGAAAACUGGUAUUAUUUAAUGUAAAUAACAUGUAUCCAAGGAAAUUAAAUGAAAUUUCCUAAUUAAAUAUAAACUUUUAAAAUUGCACAUUUGCGGCAGAGGGGUCCAACAUUCCCAUUCGCCUGGCUGAUUUUGUGAAAACUGGUAUUAUUUAAUGUAAAUAACAUGUUUCCAAGGAAAUUAAAUGAAAUUUCCUAAUUAAAUAUAAACUUUUAAAAUUUGUUUUUAAGUUUUAAAAAGAAGUAUAUAACACCCAAUGAAUCAAGGCAAUGACAUUUAAAAAACUAUUUCAUUGUAAUUGUGUGAAAUAUAAAAUUAUUUCAUGAAUAUGUAAAACAUUUGUUUAUUAUAACCUUAAAUAAAUUGACUGUAGUUUAAUAACUCUAGAUUCAAUAAUAUAUGAAUUUGGUAUCAAUCGUCUGUUUAUUCUAAAAAAAUUAUCAUGUAAACUUUUAGGACAUUAAAUUAGUAAAUAAUUUGAUGAAUUUCCCUUUGUGAAACCCCAACAUUAUCUACUUACAAUUAGUGUGACAACUUUUGACCUACCUAUGGCAGGCAAUGAAAAUCUCAUAACUCCAUUUUAGUAAACAUUACAAUGCAAAAUAAAAGUUUAAUAACUAAUAGUCGUACGGACCAUAAUCAUUCAUAGGUUAAAUAUAUAGAUGCACUUUCAAAUCUCUCUAGGCAUAUAUAGCUCACAUCACCUCUUUCUAUGGUAUUAUAGAAGACAUCUUUAUUCUCAUCUUCCAAGGGCUCCGUGUUUUUUAAAUUAUUGCUUCCUAUUCAACAAAAAAUGUGACUUGCUUAAAAAAACACAAAUCUUAAAUUUUCUACUUUUCUGCUGGAAAUUGGGCAAUUGUUUAUAUGAACUUUUUUAUAGAUCUUGAUUUCUACUAUCUACCAUUUAAAUAUUUCCCUCUACUUACGGGACACCCUGUUAAAAAAAAACUACCACCUACAACCCAUGAAGGGUCUCGAGUUUAGUAUUAUUUAGGGAAAGUACUGUUUAUUGGUCAGCGGUUGUGCAAGGAGAUGAUUUGACCGAGAUUAUGCUCAACUGCAAGGUCUUUCCCCUUAAUUAAAUAUAUAAUUAGGGGUACCCACUUUGUAGAGGCUGGGUGUACCCUAGGAGGAUCUCUUGAUCCCAGUGUAGCCCCACAGCAGAUGAAACAGAAUAAAUAAUUUUUCUGCCGGGAUUCGAAUCUGGGAUCUUGAGCAUUCAAAGCUGGGUGCUCUACCACUGAGCUACCCCACUCCCUAUAUAUAUGUAUAUUUUUUUGUUGUGUGUUCCUUUGGACAUGAAUACUUUUAGGUACAUUUUUCUAGUUGUUUUUGAAUGUUUUAGAUAUUUGUAGUUAAUCAAAUUGAAUUUGGUAGAUCCUGUUUCAGUAUUUCUGUUUUAUUAGAGGUUAAAAAUCAUAUGUUUGAUAUACCUCUUUCUCAUUUUGUCUUCCUAGAGUUAAUUAACAUACACAAUACUUAUUGAAUUAUAUGGGUGAAUUUCUAAUAAUGGCCACUUUUCUUAAUAAAAUUUUAAUAAUUUUGACUGCAUUAAAAAAAACUCAUUUUAUACCUACACCUUCUAUUGACAUUCAGCUAAAAUAAUCUUGACAAAAGGUCAAAAGUUUUUUUCAUGGAAAACUUAUAAAACUUUAAAAUCCCCUUCCACGUCUUUUAGGCUAUACACGAUUUUACCCGGGUUUGGGGAGAGUGUGAGAGAUUUAAGUCAUAGUUAAAAGCCUCCCCCCCUCCUGCACUGGGACGCGAACUCUUAAUUAUUCUAUCUUCUGUAAUCAGGUUGCUGUGCCAUCCCAUCCCUAAUAAUGACCAUUCACUUGAAUUCAAUAUAAAUUUUUAAAGAUCUAUAGGUAAAGAAAUAAGUGAAACUGGGUAGAAGAUGAACUGAAUGUGCUUGCUCCCCUGCAUAUAGGAAAUUAUAAAUAACCAAACAUUCUAAAAGGUUUUUAUUAAAAUAAAAUUAUUUAUAUUUUAUAACUUAAGGUAAGGCCACACUCAUGGUCAAAAUUAGUCUAUGUGUUCCAUAAUGCGUAUCGGCCUAGUUGUGCAGCGAACAUCAUUGGCACAUGAUAGUCAAAUAUUGCAGGAUGGGAGAUUGGCCCAAUAUUUGCCCAUGUAUGUAGGAUACGAGGCGGUCGUAUCUUUACCUAAUGUUAAGGUAUGUUAUGUAAGUAAUGACAGUUUAAUACCUGAAGCAACCAUAAAAUCAUAUAAUUCUUUAAUAUUUCAUUGUAAAGAUAUGUUAAUUCACCAUAUAGCAGUAGGAUAAAAACCAGAUUAUACUUAAUAAAUUUUUUAAAGUAUGGACUAAAACUUUCCCUUAAAUUGAGAAACGCCAGUAUAUGAAAAAUUAGUAUUAUAAAAAUAAUGGAUUUGUGAAGAAGUUCAGUUUUAUUUAAAUAUUGGGGAAUAUUUUAAUAAAACUACUUAUGUAAUGAAAGUAUUAAAGAAUUUUAUUUCUGGCGCUAAUAUUAUAUUUUAUUUUAUUCAUAAGUUUGAAUUUUUUAAAAUUAAAACCAAAAAUUAUCUGAACAAUAAUUUUUCUUGAGAUGGGUUGUUGGUCAAGAAUAAUAUCAAAUAAUGAAAAGUAUUUUAUUUUAUGUUUAUAUAAUCAUAUGUUCAGUAUUUUAUAAAUAGUUCUGUUAUUUGAUGUUUUUCUUGAUCACCACCGAGACCCUUUGGCAGAUUUACACACAGGCUUUCAAGGCUCUAGCCUAGGGCAGCAAUUCAUGCUGAGGGGCAACGCUUGAAUGAAAUUAUAUUUUUAAAUUUAGAAACCUUGUUAAUAUUAAAAUAAUAGCUCGAUUAAUGAAUGGUGAUAGACCCAAAUCUUAUAAAAAAAAAUAAAGUAAAACUAAUGUUAAAUAAAGAUAGUCCUCGUGAUAGGGGGAGGGGCUGACACUAUCUUCCAUGCGUGUUGCUGUAAUGCCAUGACAACAAAUCUGAUUCUGCCUGGACUAUCUCUUUGAAUUACUGUACAGUCAACCAUAAAAACAUAAUAAAUAUAAUUUUUUCUGUUUUAAUAUUAUUCUUACAUAGUAUUAUGUACUAAAUGUGUAAUUCAAUCUUAUAAGAUCCUUUAAUUAUAAAACUACUUACACCUUGUGCUAAUAAGAAAAUAAUUUGGUUGUAUGAGUAUAGAAAGAAAUCAAGAGACAACAUUCAUUCUGUCAAAUAUUCAAGAAGAGAUAUUCGUAGUUGACACUAUGAAAUAUGUAGUUGUUGAUUGAAAGUUUAUAAAUAUAAGACCACCGUGUUUUUUAUUGCAAAGAUUUAUUCUUAUAUAUUUUUCCAAAUAUACAUUAUAACUACCUUCUGAUAUAGCAACGUUUUUUUAGGUUAAGUAAGAAAUUAAUCUUAUUCUAGUCUAAAUUAAAAUAAAACUUAAAUAUUUACUUCUGCCUUCUUUUUUUCCCCCCUUCCUCGCCUUUUCGGCUAUACAGGAUUUUUUCCGGGCCAGGGUAGAGAGCGGGGGAUUAAUAUCAGAGCCCCCAGGCACCAGAAUUUCAACUCAUAAUCUUCAGUUUAUCACGAAUAUUUUGCUAUGUAUUAACCCGCCUGGCCACUCUUUCCCCUUUUUUACUUUGGCUUAAUUACUUAAGUUGAUCUGAUAUAGUAACUAAAAGAUUGAGCCCCUAUCGUGUCCUCUUUCCUGUAUUAUUAUGUGGCAGUCCCCAAUGUAAUUUCUAUAAAGACCAUAAAUUGCAUUUUGGAAUUUAAGGAGGUGUAGUAGGUAGUAUUAUUUCUUAGAAAUGUGGAUAUAUUUUUAAAUAUGGUUAACCUUUUGUAACUUAGACCUAUUUAGAUCUUAUGUGACUAAACUUGGAGAUAUCAUUUGAUUCUCCAUGAUUCAUUGGAUUUAUAUUCUGGAAUUAGUUUCAUUUAGGUUUGCGAGGACCAAUCAGUAGUUCCUUGAAGCAAUGAGUUAUGACUCAUUAGUUCAGUCAAUUUUGUGGCAUUUGAAGAGGUUUUCUAUCUUACUCUACACCCCAACUUCUUUCCUGGUGACACCAGAUGGAUUAAUUAUAAGCCUUGUCCCUUUCAAAAGAUGCUGAUCUACUUUUAUUUUUAAAAUAUGCAUGAUUUUUUUGAAAAUAUACGUUUUUUUAGAAUAUUCGUAUUCCUUCAUUUUUUUAAAAUUUCUAUUCGAAUCUCUGAUAUUGCUUUGUUUGGUCCAUGAUGCUUUAAUUUAUUAUAUGUUAGUUUCCAUAUUUUCUCUUAUGUUUGAUAUCUACUUAUAGGUUAGUAAAUUAAAAGAUAGAUAGAAACAUUGAUAUUUUUCCAUAAAAUUAUAGGUUAAUUAUUAUAUUUAUUAUUCAUGGGACUUCAUUGUAAACUGGUUAAGUUGUAUUAGAUAGUGUACAUAUUUUCUUACAUUUAACUUUUAUUUUAUUUUUAAAUAAUGUUUUUCAGUUAAUGGAACAUGGACCCUCAGUUGAUGGUUUUAUGGUUGUUGAUAUAUAUAUAUUUUUUUUUUAAAUAAUGGUUUAUCAUUGGUAAAUUUUAAACUGUGAUAAAAUUGAAGAUUUUUUUUAUUUAAACUCUAGUUUGUGUUCAAUAUUUAUGUUAAGUUAAUUUUUGCUCUUAUCUAAGAUAAAUAUUUUUUGUAUUUAUUGAAAAAGGGUUGUGAAAUCUGAACUUAUAAGGAAUAAUUAGCCUUUAUUACAUGUUUAUGCUAAUUGGGACCAAAUAGUUUUCAAUUGAUUUAGUUUAUGGUUAUUACAACAAUGAGCUAAUUUUGACUUUAGAAAAAUAGAAGCCUUUAUUGGUCAUUUGUUUUGCAGUAUAAUAAUAUAAUUUCUUAAAUACUGCUUCCCUAGAUUUAAACUGUACACAAUUGGAUAAGGAAUUAAAAUUAUCUAAAUAUUAGUUAUGAAAACUAAUGAAAUUCAAACAUAUUGAUAUGCUGUUUACUAUAACUAGUUUGUCUUUAUUUAAAGAAUAUAUAUGUGUAUAUAUAUAUAAUUUACAAAAUUUCUUCA